AUUUUAAUAAUAAUGAAAAAAAAAAAAAAAAAAAGAAAAAAAAAAAAAAAGGGCAAAAGAAAGAAUUUGCGGACUUUCGCCGCGUGAAGAUUUCGUUUCUCCGAUGAGAAAACAGUAAACAGAAACAUCAGAAGAAGAACCAAACGCUGCGAUUCGAUCCUUCGUGUUGGUGCAAAGAAACUGUGCAGAGGAUGUCUCAGUACCAAGGUGACGAAAUGGAUUAUCAAGAAGAGGAUGAUGAAAUGGCACAAGUAGGGGAGGGUGUGCAUUUCCAUGGAAGAAGAAUGGGUGAUUCAGAGUCAGAGGAGGAGGAUGAUGAAUAUGGUGAUCUGGUUGUUCAAUUCACACCCUAAGUUGUAUUUAUCAGUUUGUGGUUGCUUUUUAUGCUUAGCUUCUUUUAUCAAUUUUUUGUUACUUUAUUUUACCAUGUUUCCCUGUGAUGAUGACUAUCCAUUAUCUUAGGCUCCUUUUUUUUUCUCUUUUUUUUUUUUUUUUGGGGGGGGGGUGUGUGUGGGGUUGGUGGUGGUGGCUUGGUGGUUUGUGUUUCUGCAGGAAAAUAAGAUAACUGACACAUCUGCAGCAGAUGCUAGA
This is a messenger RNA of Rubroshorea leprosula, 591 nucleotides long. NCBI's taxonomy places the organism in Eukaryota, Viridiplantae, Streptophyta, Magnoliopsida, Malvales, Dipterocarpaceae. The record is from the annotation of a GenBank genome assembly.